CCAGUCUUCAUCAGCGCACCUGCGACAAGCUGUCGGCCGCCUUCGGUGACCCGCAACGCGGACGAACGCGCUCACCUUUUCGCGACCCUCCGCUGCGCCGACUUGGACAACAAUGCACCAGCGGCCCGUCUUCUUUGCCGGAUAAACAACCGCGUCGCAAGAGACGACGGACUGACGGAAAAACUGAGGAACGAACCCAAGCCGCAGCUACGGGUGCUUGUCGGCCGGGGCGAGGAAGCGAGGACCAGCGGAGCAGCGAGCGGCUCCGCGAGGUGUGUGACGAGAAUACGCGCCGGAUGUAAUUUGUCUGUGAUGAGCAUCGCUGUCAUCCACAAGAGACCAAAGCCUUUUUGCAAUGAAGACAUUUCCUCACUGUCAGCAGUCAGUGUUUGGUGUGUCCUCUGAAUGUCUGCUGAUAUCUCCCAAGGCCUCCCCUUGCUAUUCCCUCUGAGAGGACGAGGAAGUGAUGUCACGCCACCACCACCGCUUUGAACGCGACUACCGAGCACCCUGGGAGCGCCGCCUCCACAAUGGGGGGGCCAAUCAUAGCUGUGCCUCUGCCGUCAUCAACGGCAACAACCGCCCGGGGCUCCUCCCCCUCCCCGUCAUCCCGUCACUGCUCCCGACCCCGACAGCCGUCGUGGUGACGACAUCGGCCGGCGAGGUGGCGGUCAAGCGAGGCAUUGCGGCAGCCGGCUCUGUGGCCUCGGCGUCGACCAAGGUGUCUCCUGGGGACAACCAAAGCUCUGGCUUGCUACUCACCCCGGGCGUAAGGUGGGGACAGACGCCCAUCAACCAACUCACGCCCUGGGACACGGACGAGCCGCCUAGCAAGCAGCAUCGAGAUGGCGAGGCUACAGGUCCCUCCUGGGCGGCGCCGGUCAGCCAGCCCAGCCUCUUGCCCCACACGUACGCCCUCCCCCACCCGCCCUCUUACAACCACAGCGUGACGGCGCAGUCGCCCAUCAUCGGGGUGACGUCUGUGCCGCCGCCCCAUCAUCAGCACUCCCUCAUGACGGCCCACUUUCAGCUGACGCCACAGUCCACCCCGCAGCCGCCCGCUAUGGUGCUGAGCAUGCCCGGCCAGCCUCCCUACGCCACAGCUCCGACCAACCACGUAGUGCACCCCGGCCCUCACGGCAUGAUAGCCAACGGCCACUUGAGCGCCCACCACCCAGGCCUCAUUCAGCUCACCAACGGACAGGGGGCUGCCAGCCACGCCCCGGCCGCCGCUAACGCAUCGCCGGCCGCCGCCGACAAUCAGGAGGGUCCCAACGGGCUGCAAAUGCUGCGGACGGUCGGGAUGGGGAAGUACGAGUUCAGCGAUCCGGGACAUCCCAAAGAGAUGUUGAAGGAGCUCAACCAGCAGCGGCGAGCGAAAGAGUUUACAGACCUGAAAAUAAUUGUUGAAGGCAAAGAGUUUGACGUCCACCAAAAUGUUCUAGCUUCCUGCAGCUUGUAUUUCAAGGACCUGGUCAAAAGGUCGUCAGGGGAGACGCGCAACGGUGAGAUGCUGAAGUUGAGCAUGAGCAACAUCGGCGCUGACGUUCUGGAGCAGCUGCUGGAGUUUGUCUACACUGGCUCUCUGGUCAUCGAUUCGGCCAACGCCAAGACGCUGUUGGAAGCCGCCAACAAGUUCCAGUUCAACACUUUCUGCAAAGUUUGCGUCUCCUUCCUAGAGAAACAGCUGACGGCGGCAAACUGCUUGGGAGUCCUGGCCAUGGCCGAGGCCAUGGCUUGCACAGAGCUACACAACAUGGCCAAAGCCUUUGCACUGCAGAACUUCCCUGAGGUGGCGGGACAGGAGGAGAUCCUGAGCGUGUCCAAGGAGGACCUUGUGGCCUACCUGUCCAACGACAGCCUCAACACCAAAGCGGAGGAGCUGGUAUACGAGACGGUCAUCAAGUGGAUAAAACGGGACUCGGGCUCCAGAGUUCAGCACCUGUCCGAUCUGCUGGCGUCAGUGCGACUUCCCUUCAUCCACCCGUCCUACCUGCUCAACGUGGUGGACAACGAGGAGCUGAUCAAGUCUUCGGAGGCGUGCCGUGACCUGGUCAACGAGGCCAAGCGGUACCACAUGCUGCCACACGCGCGCCAGGAGAUGCAGACGCCGCGCACCAGACCGAGGCUCUCUGCAGGUGUGGCGGAGGUCAUCGUCCUGGUCGGCGGACGCCAAGCCAUCGGGAUGAACCAGCGCUCCCUGACGGCGGUCACCUGCUUCAACCCGCAGAACAGCAAGUGGUACCCGCUGGCUAGCUUGCCCUUCUACGACCGAGAGUUCUUCAGCGUCAUCUCGGCCGGUGACAACAUUUACCUGUCGGGUGGCACUGAGUCGGGGGUUAUGCUGUCUGACGUGUGGUGCUACAUGUCUCUGCUGGAUAACUGGAACUUGGUGUCCCGCAUGACGGUGGCCCGCUGCAGACACAACAGCCUGGUCUACGACGGCAAACUCUACGCCAUCGGAGGCCUGGGCGUCUCGGGCAACCUGGACCACGUGGAGAGGUACGACACCAUCACCAACCAGUGGGAGACAGUGUCUCCGCUGCCCAAGCCGGUGCACUCGGCGGCGGCCACGGUGUGCGGCGGCAAAGUGUACGUUUUCGGUGGCGUCAACGAGGCGGGGCGCUCGGCCGGCGUGCUGCAGUCCUACGUGCCACAGAGCGACGCCUGGAGCUUCAUCGAGUCGCCUAUGAUCGACAACAAGUACGCUCCGGCGGUGAGUCUGGGUGGCCUGGUGUACAUCCUGGGAGGAGCAUACGCGCGAGCCACCACCAUUUAUGACCCAGACAAAGGCAACAUCAAGGCGGGACCCAACAUGAAUCACUCCAGACAAUUCUGCAGUGCCGUGAUCCUGGAUGGAAAGAUCUACGCAACAGGGGGCAUCGUGAGCAGCGAAGGUCCUGCGCUGGGCAACAUGGAAACAUUUGAACCCUGCGCCAACACGUGGACGCUGUUGCAGUCGCUCCCCUGCCCGCUCUUCAGACACGGCUGCGUGGUCAUCAAGAAGUACAUCCAGAGCGGAUGAGUCCAGGCGGAACCCCAUCUGACCGUUGUGCAGUGCCAAAAACCACCAGCUGGGACUCUCCUCAUUGGAACCGGCCGCUCGUUCCCUUUCCUGUGUAAAAUGUCCUUCAUGUGCGACAGUUCAGCCAUGCCCAUUGUCCGUCAUCUCAUCCACAGGCGCCCUUUUAGUCAAACUCCACUCAUCUAUUUAUUUGACACGAGUGUUAUCUACAGGACGAGAGAGAAAGGACUUCCAAAGAGCAGAUCCAUGAGGACUCAGCCUCAUCCCGUUAUCGGAAAUAAUUCAUCCCAACCCCCUUCUGAGGAAAAAAAGCACAAUAAUCACCCGGAAGUGUUAUCAUAUUUCUCGGGGUGGGGGGGGGGGCUUCUAUACUUGGCAUCUCAUUUUAAAGCCAGCCAUUUGGUGUUGGAGGUGGACUUCUGUAAAUAACAGGAAGGAUAAAUAUGUAUAUUUUACAACCACAAGGUAAUUGUCUAUAAAUGUUUUUAGGGGGAAAAAAAACUAAAUUGAUAGGUUGAAUUCAAAGGAGAAGUUGUACGUCUGUAAAUCUGUAUCCAGAAAUGAACACUUGUUAUUACGAAAAGCUAAUACAUAUACCAAAAGAAA
This is a messenger RNA of Syngnathus typhle (broad-nosed pipefish), 3631 nucleotides long. Its product is annotated as kelch-like protein 29. The transcript has 16 exons. Gene Ontology annotation, molecular function: protein binding. Lineage: Eukaryota; Metazoa; Chordata; Actinopteri; Syngnathiformes; Syngnathidae. Bases 467 to 3025 code for a protein of 852 amino acids. The record is from RefSeq and is a predicted model, not a curated record.